Molecule: messenger RNA, 2355 nt
Organism: Leishmania mexicana MHOM/GT/2001/U1103
Lineage: Eukaryota; Euglenozoa; Kinetoplastea; Trypanosomatida; Trypanosomatidae
Product: putative cell division cycle 45 (CDC45)
Exons: 1
Coding region: 1-2355 (784 amino acids)
Biological process (GO): mitotic DNA replication preinitiation complex assembly; double-strand break repair via break-induced replication; DNA replication initiation
Cellular component (GO): DNA replication preinitiation complex
Molecular function (GO): chromatin binding; single-stranded DNA binding; DNA replication origin binding
Source: RefSeq, a predicted model, not a curated record
AUGGCGACAGCUUCCGGGGCGCCGGAGCCGUGGGAGCGCAUUUCUACGUACUACGCGUCUACCCGCAAGAACAUCAACGUCCUUGUCGCUCCAACGGCCGAUGCGGCUGCCGCCUCUCUCAGCCUGACCUACCUCAUGAAGGUGUUUCUGUUCCCCUUCCAGCUGCACCCCACUAGCUCGUACGACGAGCUGAAGUGGUUUAUUGAGCAAACCAACUUUGCACAGGACAGCGAGCGCGAGGAGGACAGCAGCCCACGCGUUGACGACCUCUUCGUCCUCGUGGGCCUCGGGGCACCCGUUCUGCUCGAGGACUACUUCGACUUCACGCGGCACAUCGUCAUUGUCUUGGACGCCUACCGCCCUUUUCACCUUGGCAAUCUGCGCCGCGAGGACGGCGACCGCUGCAUCAUCUGGGGCAGCGACCGCAUACAGGUUGAGGUGGAUGACUUCUUUCGAAAGCAGCGCGCCGAGGAGGCGCAGCGGCGGCGCCGGCAACGCCGUCGCCAGGACAUGAAGCGCCAUGAGGGCCACGCGCGACGCCAGCGCACCGAGGACAGUGGGGGGCAGGACGACGACGUCUACAGCGAUGAGAGCAGCAUCAGCACCAGCAGCGAGGAGGACGAGAGCCCGGACUCUGAAGGUGACGAGGAUGCCGACCUCUUUGAUGGCGAGGACGAUGACGCGACCCCGUCGCAGAGCCAGGAUCGCGUGGACUGGCGCAGCGCACCUGGCGAGGUACCGGCGUACGUGGAGGCGCUCUACUACGCAUGCUCUUGUGCCGGUCGCAGCAGUGCAGUGGAGGUGUACGACCUGUCGGUAAUUUUGCACCGCUUUAACGACACGAUUCUCUGGCACGCCGCCGUCGGCGUCUGCGAUUUGUAUCUGCGUCGUCUCGUCGACUACGCCACGUACCUGGUGGAGAUGGCGCCGCUGCAGGAGGCUGUCUCGCUUCAGCAAAGCGUGCGGCGCGGCAUUCUGCGCGACCGCACCGACGAGGCCGUCAACAGCUUUCACCGAGCUUCCACAAAUAGUAUGCAGUUGAGUAAUCGCGAGGAGGAGCAGCUCUACCUGCUGCGGCACUCCACGCUCUGGGACGCCAUCUGGUACGACUCGCAAGUAGCGAGCGCGCUCGACCUGCAUCACGUAGAGGACGGCCGCCCGCGACUGAGCCAGCUGCUUGCGAGUCGCUGUGGUGUGUCUAUCGCCAUGGCACAGCGACCCUGGCGCGAGGUGCCAACCGAUGUGGGCAGCGAAGCGCUAUGCCGCGUGCAAACAGAGCUGCAGAACUGGGUGAAUGCUCAGGGCAACUCCAUUGGGUACAGGAAUCGUAUACGGUGCAUCUCUCGCAAGGUGGGCUACAGCACGGAGGUGUCCACGUUUGACGUGUGCAAGCUCUUCACCGCUGAGAUGGCAGUGGUGCCGCCAGCGUCGGUGUACGUCAUCGAGCGCUCGCCAGAGGCCAGCCUGUCAUCCGAGGAGGUGGCGGCGUUGGCGCAGCGCAAGUUUGUCGAGUUUCAGCGGGGCCAGUUCUGGCGCGCAAGCGCUGUGCUGGACAUAGACCCGAACCAAAAACUGUUCCACGAAGCGCUGGCGGGGGCGCUGUCGCUGCAGCAGGCUGUGGCCGACGCGUCGGGCUCCAUGAUGCAGCCCGGCAACGUGCAGAGCAGCACGGGGAUUCACUACGCGCUGCCAUCGGACCCGUCCAAGACCUCGCCGACGCUGGAGAGCUUCUGCACCAUGCGGCGACUCUCCGUCCUCGCAGAGCGGCUCUUCUUUACGCUUUCCAUGAGCCGCCGGCGUGACCGGCGUGCUGUGACGGCGCUGCGGCCUCUCAUCCUCUCCUGCGCCUUGCCGCAGGCACGCCUAACGGCCCUGCCCACGGGGGGCAGCGGCAGCGGAAGCGGUUUACCAUCUGGACCCGGCAUGGAUGCGUUGACGCCUGCUGUGAACUUGAGUAGGGCCAGUGGGAGUGUGCCUUCAGCGUCUACCGCCACUGCCGCUGGUGGCGUUUUCAUAGGUGGCGGCGCACAGGUGGAGGACACGGCUGCGUACGUCGUCGUACUUACCCACGGCGGUAACACGGGGGCUGGCAUGAUCCCACUCCUUCCCAUGUACCGCUUUGCGCAGUGCAUGCAAGACGAGCACUUCAACACGCCACCGCGCCAGCUCUUUGUGGAGCGGAAUGCGGUGCAGGUGCGCGGUCGUGAGAACACAACCUACCUGGCAGAGCGCAUGCUGCUCCUGUCGGUAAAGGCUACAAUACCGCGGCACGAGUUCCGCAAGAAACGCGCACCCCCGGUCGAUGAGUACGAUGACGAGGAUGUAGAGAGUGAAGUCGUGGAGGUGGUGGACUAG